AUGGCUCUCGUGCAGACCGACCCCGACGCGUAUGUGAUCAAGCCAGCGGCGGCUGCGCCUGCCAUCGACACCAGCGACUGGCCGCUGCUGCUCAAGAACUACAGCGACCUGCUCGUUCGCACAUCGCACUACACUCCCAUCCCCAACGGAUGCGCACCGCUAUCGCGAGACCUCAAGUCGUACAUUAGCUCAGGUGUCAUCAACCUCGACAAGCCUUCCAACCCAUCCUCGCACGAAGUCGUGUCAUGGAUCAAGCGCAUGCUGAGAGUCGAGAAGACUGGUCACAGUGGUACUCUUGACCCCAAGGUCACCGGUUGCCUCAUCGUCUGCAUUGAUCGCGCCACCCGUCUUGUCAAGUCUCAACAGGGAGCCGGAAAGGAGUAUGUUUGUGUCAUCCGCAUGCACGACAAGCUUCCCGGAGGCGAGGCACAGUUUGCGCGUGCCCUUGAGACGCUCACCGGAGCUCUGUUCCAGCGCCCCCCGCUCAUUUCCGCCGUCAAGCGUCAACUUCGUAUCCGAACUAUUCAUGAGAGCAAGCUCUACGAGUUUGACAAUGAGAGGCAGCUCGGUGUCUUCUGGGUCAGCUGCGAGGCUGGAACCUACAUCCGUACUCUGUGCGUGCAUCUAGGUCUUUUGCUUGGUGUCGGCGCCCACAUGCAGGAGCUGCGCCGUGUCAGGUCUGGAGCUAUGGACGAGACGAAGGACUUGGUCACUCUGCACGAUGUUCUCGAUGCCCAAUGGCUCCACGACAACAACCGCGACGAGGCCUACCUGCGCAAGGUCAUCGCACCUCUCGAGAGUCUUUUGAUGAGCUACAAGCGCAUCGUUGUCAAGGACAGCUCUGUCAACGCCAUCUGCUAUGGUGCUAAGCUCAUGCUUCCCGGUCUGCUGCGAUUCGAGAAGGGUAUCGAGAUCCACGAGGAGGUUGUCCUCAUGACCACCAAGGGUGAGGCUAUCGCGCUCGCAUACGCGCAAAUGUCAGCUGUCGAGAUGUCAUCGUGCGACCACGGUGUUGUUGCGAAGAUCAAGCGUGUCAUUAUGGAGCGCGACCUUUACCCCAGGAGGUGGGGCAUGGGCCCAGUUGCCACCGAGAAGAAGAAGAUGAAGGAGGCUGGCACUCUCGACAAAUUUGGCCGUCCCAACGACAAGACCCCUGCAAAGUGGAACACCGAGUACAAGGACUUUAACAGGAAUGACGUCGAUGGCGCUUCUGCACCAGUUGCUGAGACCACAUCCACAUCUGAGGUUCUCGCCGCUCCUGCAGUCCCCGCGACCGGCCUCGCCCCUGCUGAAGAGGCUGAGGCGGAAGCUGAAACCGCCGACAAGAAGAGCAAGAAGCGCAAGAGCCGUGGCGACGGUGAUGACGAGGGCGAUGAAGACAAGGCCGAGCGCAAGCGCAAGAAGAAGGAAGAGAAGGCUGCGAAGAAGGCCGCCAAGAAGGACAAGAAGAAGAGCAAGGGUGAUUCUGACAGCGACUCCGACUAA
This is a messenger RNA of Alternaria atra, 1485 nucleotides long. RefSeq lists its product as uncharacterized. NCBI's taxonomy places the organism in Eukaryota, Fungi, Ascomycota, Dothideomycetes, Pleosporales, Pleosporaceae. Gene Ontology annotation, molecular function: RNA binding; pseudouridine synthase activity. Gene Ontology annotation, cellular component: box H/ACA snoRNP complex. The record is from RefSeq and is a predicted model, not a curated record. The coding region runs from base 1 to 1485 and encodes 494 amino acids. Gene Ontology annotation, biological process: rRNA pseudouridine synthesis; mRNA pseudouridine synthesis; snRNA pseudouridine synthesis. The transcript is spliced from 4 exons.